Messenger RNA from Cynoglossus semilaevis (tongue sole), 1898 nucleotides. RefSeq names its product splicing factor U2AF 65 kDa subunit-like. Gene Ontology annotation, cellular component: nucleus. Gene Ontology annotation, molecular function: RNA binding. The transcript has 11 exons. The record is from RefSeq and is a predicted model, not a curated record. Gene Ontology annotation, biological process: mRNA processing. Lineage: Eukaryota; Metazoa; Chordata; Actinopteri; Pleuronectiformes; Cynoglossidae. The coding region runs from base 35 to 1510 and encodes 491 amino acids.
UAGGGAUAAUUCCGAGGGAGGGGGGGGACGUUCCAUGACAGCGGGUUUCGUGGACACUUCUUAUCCACUACGUCACUCCGCACCUUCUGUAUUUUUGAUACAAGUAGCCUGCUGCAAAAUGUCGGAUUUUGAUGAAUUUGAGAAACAGUUGAGCGAGAAUCGACAAGAGCGGGAAAGGGAGCAACAUAAAAAAAGGAGUCGCAGUGGCUCUGUGGGCCAGGGAGACAAACACUGCAUCUGGAGCAAAAGCAGAGGAAGCCAAAGCCGAGAGAAACGAAGUCGCAGCACAGACAGAAAAAGCUGGGAUCGCAGGAGCUCAUCUCACAAGAAACGCAGUCGUUCUCCGAGGCAUGUUAAAAAGAAAAGAACCCUGAAAUACUGGGACAUUCCUCCACAAGGCUUUGAACAUAUAACACCAAUGCAAUAUAAAGCUAUGCAAGCGGCGGGACAGAUUCCAACGAUAGCUCUGCUUGCCACCUCCACUGCCGGGGUGGCUGCGGCUCUGACUCAAGCGCCCAUAGCUGGCAGCCAGAUGACCAGACAGGCCAGACGCCUGUAUGUGGGCAAUAUCCCAUUUGGAGUCACUGAGGAGUCCAUGGCCGAGUUUUUUAACGCUCAGAUGCAGCUCGCAGGCCUUUCCCAAGCGCCAAGCAAUCCCGUCCUCGCUGUGCAGAUCAAUCAAGAUAAAAACUUUGCUUUUCUCGAGUUCCGGUCUGUAGAGGAGACAACCCAGGCAAUGGCUUUUGAUGGAAUUAUUUUCCAAGGCCAGUCACUAAAGAUCAGACGACCUCACGAUUAUCGGCCCUUACCUGGGAUUUCAGAGCAGCCGGCUUUCCACGUCCCAGGUGUUGUUUCCACUGUUGUUCCCGAUUCGCCGCAUAAACUGUUCAUCGGAGGUCUUCCAAAUUAUCUCAACGAUGACCAGGUGAAAGAGCUCCUGACCUCGUUUGGGCCGCUCAAAGCCUUCAACCUGGUUAAGGACAGUGCUACGUCGUUGUCCAAGGGUUACGCUUUUUGUGAGUAUGUGGACAUCAGCGCCACUGAUCAGGCUGUCGCUGGACUCAACGGGAUGCAACUUGGAGACAAAAAGUUGAUCGUUCAGAGAGCAAGUGUAGGAGCUAAAAAUGGCAAUCCUACCCCUAUCUUAGAGACACCCGUGACACUGCAGGUCCCAGGGCUUCAGAGGCUGCAGAACUGCUGCAUGCCCACAGAAGUGCUCUGCCUUCUUAACAUGGUGAUGCCCGAGGAGCUAGUGGACGACCAGGACUACGAGGAGAUCCUGGAGGACAUCCGUGAAGAGUGCUGCAAGUAUGGCAGUGUCUGCUCCAUGGAGAUCCCCCGGCCGGUUGAGGGUGUGGAAGUCCCUGGUUGCGGAAAGAUCUUUGUGGAGUACGUCUCUGCUGCGGAGUGUCAAAAAGCUAUGCAGGCGCUGACUGGCCGCAAGUUUGCCAACAGAGUGGUGGUCACCAAAUACUACGACCCGGACAUGUAUCACAGACACGAGUUUUGAAGCACAGAGCAGUCUGUUGUGAAUUGUCUUUUUUUGUUGUUGUCUUGCUCUCCUACUUGUACUGCUGUAGACGUGGUUGAUUCGGUCGGUUCAUAACCUCUUGUGAAUGUUGUAAACAUGUAUUUAGAAACCGGAUUUGGAUUUCUUCUUUUACACUUUUACAAACUCGAACCACAGUGUGUAUUCUUUCGGUAUCUAACAGUCUGCCUCGAGGAUUCAAGGGUUUGAAUCCUUGAACUAUUCUAUUUACUCAGAUAUUACAAAGGAAAAUGUUCCAGUACUUUUAUUUUUGCAGUAUGAUAUACGUACGUGGUGUGUUUUCAGUCUGAAUAAAGCCAUUAUACCAGUACAACAGUUUUCAUUAAACCACCUCUUCCUGCUCACAGUG